Trichoderma breve is the source of this 585-nucleotide messenger RNA. RefSeq lists its product as uncharacterized. The coding region runs from base 1 to 585 and encodes 194 amino acids. Lineage: Eukaryota; Fungi; Ascomycota; Sordariomycetes; Hypocreales; Hypocreaceae. The transcript has a single exon. The record is from RefSeq and is a predicted model, not a curated record.
AUGCCUGUCCCGUUCGGAUACUCUUACGGCGAAGAGCAUUCUUGGAACGACGCUCGGUACGACGAGAUGCUGCCUGAGACAAAGGGCAAACAAUUCCCUCUAGCCCUCACCUUUGACAAUGACAACGAGCAUGUGGCGGCUCUUACGCAGUCUCAAGUCCAAGAUAUCAUGUGGGUGCACAAGGCUGCACUCGAGAUUGCCGAGAUUCCCCUCCGGGCUUAUUUCGUCCCAGCCAGAGACGGCCCCGUAUAUGAGUGCAAGCUCUUCUACGCUAUUGUGCCACUUGGUAGGGCUUUCCUGGAGAAGUACAAGGAAGCUUGGCGCCGCCUGACCAAGGAUCCGUUGCUCACCCUCAACCUCUGGGAUGACAAGCAGGAUGAGGUUCCUGUGCCAUGGACCGCAAGCAUCCAGGAGGCCAUGCGGGGCAUAGAUGCUCUCGACUGUUACCCGGUGGACGUUAAUGACCUCGUGCUAUACGUCCGAAGGCCCCGUAACCAGGACCUGAAACGCGAUCCAAUCUCGGUCAAAGUUUGUAGAGAUCGCACGUCGGCCACCGUGGCUCUGCAGAACAACAAGGAGCAAUAG